Coregonus sp. 'balchen' is the source of this 3015-nucleotide messenger RNA. Lineage: Eukaryota; Metazoa; Chordata; Actinopteri; Salmoniformes; Salmonidae. The record is from the annotation of a GenBank genome assembly.
AUGGGAUGUGAUGGUGGAACUAUUCCUAAAAGGCAUGAGUUGGUGAAAGGCCCAAAGAAAGUUGAGAAGGUAUGAGUUAUAGCUAGCUAGCUUAAACUAGCUAGUUAACGUUAGGUUGCUAGCUAGCCGACACGUUAGCUAACGGAUGUUUUGUUAAAUAAAACUGACGCGUUAGUACGCCCAAACUACCCUAAUGUUAGAUACAUACAUGUAACCGUUUAGCUUGUUUUUAUUAAUCAGUUAGUUCGCUUGCUAACUCGCCAUGCUCACGUAAAGUCCGCUAGCUAGCUAGCCUGUUAUGUUAGUUUCAGAAAUAAGAAACCAUCAACAUAGUUGAUGAGACGCUUUGACAUGGCUGUGUAACUAGCUACUAGUUAAUAAGGAGCUUUAUGGUACAGGUGGUAGCGCAGUGGACCUGCAUUUAAAUCACAGAGUUGCUGCAACAAUUCCUCCCUUGGCUGUCCCCUAUCACUGACGUUACUUAGCUAGUUACAAAUUAUUUAAGAUAUAACCAAAUACAACGGAACAGCAGUGGGCAUGAACUAAGUUGAAAGUGUGAAUCUCUCCACUCAAGGUUGACAUAAAUGCAGAGCUUGCUGCUCGGUGGAAGUACUGUGCUCUCAGCACGGAGAAACUCCGGCGCCCUAUUGUUGCUUGUGAUCUGGGAAGGUGAGGAUUAUUUUCAUCAGGUUGUUGUUGUUGUGUACAAGUCAUAUACCUGGUAUGACACCGUUAUGUAUUUAUACUGAACAAAAAUAUAAACAGAACAAUUUAAACGAUUUUACUGAGUUACAGUUCAUAUAAGGAAAUCUGUCAAUUGAAAUAAAUUCACUAGGCCCUAAUCUAUGGAUUUCACAUGACUGUGAAUGCGUAGGCCCACCCACUUUGGAGCCAGGCCCACCCACUUCGGAGCCAGGCCUACCCACUUGGGGGCCAGGCCCAGCCAAUCAGAAUGAGUUUUUCCCCACAAAAGGGCUUUUUACAGACAGAAAUACUCCUCAGUUUUCAUCAGCUGGUCUCAGAUGAUCCCGCAGGUGAAGAAGCCGGAUGUGGAGGUCCUGGGCUGGUGUGGUUACACGUGGUCUGUGGUAGAGAGGCAGGUUGGACGUACUGCCAAAUUAUCUAAAACGAUGUUGGAGAUGGCUUAUGGUAGAGAAAUGAACAUUAAAUUCUCUGGCAACAGCUCUGGUAGACAUUUCUGCUGUCAGCAUGCCAAUUGCGCGCUCCCUCAAAACUUGAGACAUCUGUGGCAUUGUGUUGUGUGACAAAACUGCACAUUUUAGAGUGGCCUUUUAUUGUCCCCAGCACAAGGUGGACCUGUGUAAUGAUCAUGCUGUUUAAUCAGUUUCUUGAUAUUGGAAUCGUAUGAACGUUCAUUGCUCUCCUUCAAGGAGUGAAUGGAAGUCAAUUGGGCGCUAGCUCAAAACCCAACAGUAACAUGAAUUUUGUCAACAAGAAGUACAACAUUACAAAUAAUUUCCGAUAUUUGAUAUAAUUAACUUUGUUCUCUGUAAUAUCGUAUAGCUUUGGAAUCGUGACAUUACGUACUUUUGAGGGAAAUAGGCAGGUUUCGACUCAUACCCCGACUUUGAGAAGGUAUUGCGUGACGAUUAGCUUAGCAACCGCAUUACGUGUUUUUGUUAACUUGUCUAGUCAAAUGGGCCUAGGCUAGGCCUGUAGGGUAUCUUCAGUCAUAACUUCUUGUCCUAGAAGACAAAUAAUUUCAAUGUUGCUCCUCUCGACGGGACCAAGGAGAUAAAGCAAUAGCUCUAAACAGUGCCUAAAUACUAUUCCCUUGCAAACAGAUUAGCUAGACAAAUAACACAUUCACGUUACCUGAAGUGAAAUGUAGCCAGACCUUCAUAGCAGUGAUCCACGCACGUUGUCCUGUUUCAACGAACCCCAACAACACAGCACUCGAUCCUUAGCUAAACUUAGUAUCUAAAGCUAGCUAAACAACUUCUUCUUGUUGUAGCUUUCCGGCAGACUAGAUGCUUUGUGGCAGAUUGCUGAAUUUCACAGGUCGGAGUGCGAAUUACAAAUUUUGGGGAACAUAAAAAGAGGAGAGGCUAAGGAGAGCUAGAUACAACUUGUUGACGGCACACACUAAAAUAAAAUAAAAAAAAACUUGCACCACGCAACAGGAAGUGGUCAAAAAAUUAACAGUUCAAGAAUUUUUGUCAAAAAAGGUCUAUUAGAUAGUUCUAUCACACCUGUAUUCCGUAAUCAAAAUGUUAUUCUUGUUUACAGACUUUAUAACAAAGAUGCCGUGAUUGAGUACCUUCUGGAUAAAUCUGCAGAUAGACCCAACAGCGAGGUUGUAUCACACCUUCGUGGCAUUAAGGUAUGGUAAUUAUCCAUGCUUUCAAUCAUUGAGUGAUUGGGGAAAAAAUUCUAUACAGUUACAUUGCAAUAUAUUUCACUCUAAGUAUCGAUUUGUAAAUAAAGAAAACUGUAUUUUUUAUUUUUUUGUAAUACUUUUUUCCUACUGUAGCUAGCGCUAGUCGGCUGUACCUGCGCCACAACUCCGGUAUUUUUCAUCCUAUGUCUUGUUCUACAUCUUCUUUUGAAAUAGUGAGCCGACAUGUUUCCUGCACUUUUAUUUCCCUGACUGAUCAAAACUCAUUUUCUCCUGCUCUCUCUUGUAUAGUGAGAAAUAUGUUUGGAACAUCACAUCGCAAUAAAAUCGCAGUACCGAAUUACAAUACAUAUAGAAUCGUGAGAAUCGCAAUACAUAUCGUAUCGGCACUUAAGUAUCGUGAUAAUAUCUUCUUGUGAGGUCCCUGGCAAUUCCCAGCCCUAAUAUCAUUGCAUUAUCUAAAGUGAAUCAAAUGAAAUAAUAACCCUUAAUAUUAUGGUGUGUGUGUCCUGCCACAGGAUGUAAAGGAGCUGAACCUGACUGACAACCCAGCCUGGGAAGGUGAGAGGAGGAACACCAAAGGGGACCGCUACGAGGACAUGCACUGUGCCAUGUUCAUCUGUCCUGUGGUGGGCCUGGAGAUGAAUGGCAAACAC